Molecule: messenger RNA, 1532 nt
Organism: Bursaphelenchus okinawaensis
Lineage: Eukaryota; Metazoa; Nematoda; Chromadorea; Rhabditida; Aphelenchoididae
Source: the annotation of a GenBank genome assembly
AUGGACCCACACAAACAACUUCUUCAAGAAGCUGAGACGACUAAGAAGUUUGCUUUUGUUGGCACGGUUGUUGGGUAUGUUUAGCAUUACUUUUUGAGCAAGUUAUUCCUCAAUAUAUCAACAUGCUUUCUCUGAGUCUUAGGUUACUUUUCAGCUAUUUUAUUAGAGUAAAAUACGAAAUUGAUAGUAGAGCUCCGGCUGCAUUUUUUAAAUGUUUUAACUUCUGCUCCGGCUCUUGUUCUGAAGCUAGAGCCGUGCCAGUUUGUUAUAGGCUUUUAGACUAAAAUUCUAAGCUUUACCAAAUUUCAGAGUUGCCUCAAUAGUAGUAGCAGCUCUGUUGAUUCCAGCUUUGUGUACGUAUCUUCAACAUGUCCAGAUUACCUUAGAAGAUGAAUUGUCAUUCUGUCAAACUCAAACUCGCAUAUUGAAAGAUCAAUUCGAGCUAAAGACAGCUGGUGCUAGGAGAAUGAAAAGAGGCGGUACUGCUGUCCAAGUGGAGCCACAUUACCUAAAUAGAGCCAUUUAUGUUGGAGAAGGAGCUCAGAAGGGCAGGCCUAGAACUCAUGCUGUUAAGAUUGAUGUUGUUCAUGAGGAUGAUGCUUUGACUGACUUUAGUCGAGGCAAUCGUCAGGCUCAAUAUAGCGGUUACAAUGCUGUAAGUUAAAUUUGUAUUGUUAGGUAAUAUACCUACAGUAUAGCUAGUGUUAUAUUAUUGUAUAAGGUAUUACCGUAUCAUACUAUAAAAUUAUCAAUACACGUUGUUUUAGGCCGGAGAAGGCGCACCAAAGCCAUCUUCAACAUCAUCUCACGCUUCGUACAACGCGUACAAUGAAGACGGUUACGGUAAAUCAGAACCAGCCGCCCACGCUGAAUCAGUUGAAUCUGAACCCCACGCUGAAGCAGAAUCUAAUACAGACUCAGAAUCUCACGCAGAAUCUGGUCAAUGCUCAUGCGGAGUUGGAGCAGCUGGUGCACCAGGUCAACCAGGCCCAGACGGAAAGGACGGCCAAGAUGGUGAACCAGGAAAACCAGGAGAGCACGGUAGCGACGCUAAGCCUGUAGCCAAAAUGCAGCCAGAAGACUUCUGCUUUGACUGCCCAACUGGCCCACCUGGACCAGCCGGAACUGCCGGACCAAAAGGACCAAAUGGUGAAGAAGGACCAGCUGGACAAAACGGAGAACCAGGCUCACCUGGCCCACAAGGACCACCAGGACCAGAAGGCACCCCAGGCAUGGCUGGAUCACCUGGAGAUAAAGGAGCUGCUGGGGUACCAGGUGAAGUUACUCAAGGCGAAGCUGUGGCUGGUCCACCUGGACCAACAGGACCAGCUGGGCCUGCUGGACCAACUGGUCCUGCUGGUUCUAAUGGUAAUCCUGGAGCUCCAGGAGAAGCUGGACCAAUUGGCGAUGAAGGUGCUCCAGGUCGUGCUGGAGGCCUUGGUGCACCUGGAUCGGCUGGUAUUGAUGGGGAACGUGGAGCAAAGGGAUCUUGUGAACACUGUCCUCCACCUCGUACUGCUCCUGGGUACUAA